This is a messenger RNA of Medicago truncatula (barrel medic), 915 nucleotides long. Its product is annotated as PRA1 family protein F2. The transcript has a single exon. The coding region runs from base 166 to 747 and encodes 193 amino acids. Gene Ontology annotation, biological process: vesicle-mediated transport. The record is from RefSeq and is a predicted model, not a curated record. NCBI's taxonomy places the organism in Eukaryota, Viridiplantae, Streptophyta, Magnoliopsida, Fabales, Fabaceae. Gene Ontology annotation, cellular component: Golgi apparatus; endoplasmic reticulum.
AGAAUGAGUCACAUGCUCAGUUACUGACAUCACGUACCUACCAACUUCCAACUGCAAAUAUUCACAAAUUUGGGUUAGAAUAGAGAUUUGAGAUUUUUCAUAACAAUCAAAUCAAUCUCUACAAAUAGAAAUAGAAAUAGUUUUUGAAUUGUGAAUUUUGAUGCAAUGUCUUCCAUUAAUCCUACUCCAACUUACAACUCUCUCCCUUCAACCUCAACUUCUCCACGCGCCACCACACCUUCCAACUACCCCACGCGCCGCCCAUGGCAAAACUUCUUCUCUCCCCAAUCCUUCACUCUCCCCCACUCCCUCUUCGAAACCACUCUCCGUAUAAAACGCAACCUCAACCACUUCCGCAUCAACUACGCCAUCAUCAUCCUCUUCAUCCUCUUCCUCAGCCUCCUCUACCACCCUCUCUCCCUCAUCGUCUUCCUCGUCGUCUUCGCCGUUUGGUUCUUGCUUUUCUUCUUCCGUGACCGCCCCGUCGUCCUCUUCCGUUUCACCAUUGAUGACCGCUUCCUCCUCGUCCUACUCUCCACCCUCACCAUCGUCGCUCUUGUCUUCACCGGCGUUUGGCUUAACGUCCUUGUGUCAGUGCUCGUCGGUUCUGCGGUGGUUGUUUUGCAUGCGGCGUUUCGGAGUAUUGAUGAUUUGUAUUUAGAUGAAGAAGAGAUCUUUGAUGGUGAUUUGCUUUCAGUUGUUGGUGGUAGCUUCAAUUCCAAGCGAACAGGGUACACUAGAAUAUAGUGCAGACUCAGACACGUCGACACUGAUAAUAUAGUUAGUUACAUUCUUUUUGUUUUUGUUUAUCUCUUUCAAUUGCAGUUUUCAUAUAAUAAUAAUAAUAAUAGUGUUACUAUGCUGUUAGUUUGUAAAUUCUUGAUUAGAUUCAAUGAGAAGCAUUCAUUUUGUAUA